Conger conger (European conger) is the source of this 2913-nucleotide messenger RNA. RefSeq names its product inositol 1,4,5-triphosphate receptor associated 2-like. The coding region runs from base 74 to 1285 and encodes 403 amino acids. Lineage: Eukaryota; Metazoa; Chordata; Actinopteri; Anguilliformes; Congridae. The record is from RefSeq and is a predicted model, not a curated record. Gene Ontology annotation, cellular component: endoplasmic reticulum membrane. The transcript is spliced from 14 exons.
UCCCCCUAAAAUAAAACUUCAGUGCAUGUUCCUGGGUAAGCUCACUGCCUGAGUCCAGAGCCAGCUAACUGUAAUGAAUGACCAGUCCUCCGCAGGGGAAGAGGAGCCCAGAGACUAUGGCAGCAUCCUGGGGGACAGUGAGGAUAGCGGGGAAGAGCUCAGCGCCGAGGGUGCGCUGGAGUCUUCCUGGGAGAGACUCCCCGUGCUGGAGCGCCUAGGACUCAGCAGUAUGGAGAUGACAGAUCAGGAGGUGGAGGACUCCUUUGUGCAGUUGGCCCUGGCUUUCCGCUGUGACCAGUACACUCUGAAGAGGAGGCUGCAGGCGGAGGAGCACGACCGCUGCGUGGCUGAGGAGAACCUGCACCUGGAGCUGGAGAGGACCAAGGACACGCUGCAGUCCCUGAAGGUGCGGUGUCAGGACAGGGAACGCAAGGAGGUCCUGGAGAAGCUGGAGCUCAGUCUGGAGAGCAUCGGAGGAACGGUCGAGGGAAUCAUCACCGCCGCCGAACAGCUGGGCACUGUGCACCAGGAGGCUCGCGUGACCCACGCCGUGGAGCUGAUGGUGUCCCAUGUAGACAACCUGAACCGGCGGCAUGCGACAGAGAGCUCCGAGCUGGACGAGACCAGGAGGCUGGUGUACAAGACCCGCGGCCGCUUUUACAGUGAUUCCACAGAUGAUGUUGAUAUGAGACACUGUCUAAUAAGGCAACCUUCCCAGCAGUAUCUCACUCGAAGAAGAGUUAGCGUCACGCUAAUACCAACAAUGGCACAGAUCAAUGACCAGGAGUCAAAGUUAACUGACAGUGUCACAACCAAUGGGGAUACAGACUCCACAAGAUCUGAGAGAGUCAUUGGACAACCUGGUUCCUCAAAAGAAAUUUUGUUGAAGACCCGUAUCCUAGAGUGCACAGAGGAUGGUCCCCCUGUACAACAGCUGCAGCAGCUCACAAACAGCCCACAAGGAGAAGACCCUGACACCGUUUAUCUUAAAAGUCCCUUACAGGACGCGCUGUGUCACAGGAGGAAGUGUGUGGCAGCAAAGGAAGUGGAGAAUGCAGACUCAGAGGAGUACCAGGGCUCGGGCACUGAGAGCGAGUGCCAGUUCAGCGACUCUGAAGACGUUUUCUCAGAAUCAUCUACUCCCUUGACUGAACAGCGCCCCCCGGUGACUUGGCUGUGUCAAUGCUACUGGACACUCUUCUGGAUCUUCCUGAUGGCACUUUACUUAGCGAUAUUGCUGGGUGUCUUGCUCUGGCGUCUAAGAGCUCCCCUCUUCUGGCUAUGAUUCUAUACUGAUGAACCAGUGAGAAGAGGCACUCAGCUACUCAAGAUCGCAUGCAGAUUUAACAUAAAAGGACUAAGGUUCAGCUGACAACCAAGUCAUUAACUGAACAUAAUAAUGCUGGUGUAACAAUCACUACUACUGGCAAUUGAAAGAAUUCUGGAACAUUCCAAAAUAACCUAUUCUUCAGAGGGUUAUGUAAAUGAAACACCAUUUUGCAUUGGUCAUUUGCUAAUUAUUCUCUGGAAACACUUGGCAGCACAGACACACCAACAUUCCUUCCCGAGGCCCUGGGUUUUCUGUCUGUGGGCGAGGAGAGCUCCCUGACUGGCCAAAUCCAGCCUUGUUUUCAAUGGAGUUCUCUGUUCAACCUUUACAGUAUGGUCACAAUACAGACACUACUGUAUAUAUUCUGUGUAGUCACACACAUAUAUCUUUCGCUUUUUUGUCUCUAAUAACUAUCAAGAUGUUAAUAUAAUAUUUAAAACAGCCAUUUUAACGAUGUAUGUAAUCUCUGGGAUGGUUGGCCUAAAAUGUGUGAGGUGAGAGAGACUUCAUGUGCGAUGCGUUCUGUUGCACACAGUUUUUUUUAACAGUUGCCUUUACACACCUGUAGUUGAACCAGAUUCUCGAGCCGAUCCAGAUUGAGCAUUGAAAUUUAAUGUGGACAUUAAAAUCAUAUCUCUCUCUGUUUGCUGACAGCGUUGUUUAGACACCAGGGCCUUAAGCUGUAGCACUGUUUAAUAAACUUGGCUCUUUGUCUCGGUAUAAACUUAACUCAAAGUCAUUGUAAUACCUCCCAAUACUCUUCUUUCAUCAGAAAAUUGAUAAUAUCAAGCAAUACUCUCGGGCCUAGUACUUAUUAACUUAAAUAACUUAGUAGUUAUUUAUUUUAUCUCAGAAUCCACUCGACCAUUUGUGCUAAUAAAGUUCCAUGGCACAGUCCUUUAUCCUCUCAAGACUUGGCUGACCAACUAAUGCAUUAUAAGUUUGUACAGAUUGCUUAUUUGACUUGUUAUCUCCAUUUAAAUGAGCAUUUCUAAAGACAAGGCUGAUCAUAAUUGCUCUUUAAGCAGCGGGCACAUUGUUUUGGGAAUGCCCUGAUGCGAUUAAACAUUUUUGGACAUUUGUUGUAGAUGUCUCCUGGCUACAAUGCAUGGAUAUUUGGUAAAACUUUACUUGAAGGCAUACAUAACACUGUAAUACAGAUGACAUAACUGCUGUAACAGGAUGGCAUAACAGUUGAUGCCAAAUUAUAUAAAACUGUCAUACUUGUAUUGGUAAUGUUAUGACGUUAUUUUCAUAAAAUGUACCCAAUUCAAUUAAAAAUGAGACGCCCCUUUAUCGACAGGCAUGACCAAGGGAUUGGGUGGGGUGGAAACUUGGAAUCAAUCUGAAGUCAGAUUGGUCAGCUUCAGUGUGUAUGGUAAGACCUGCUUUGAUACCUGAACACACACAGCUUUGUUAAGCCCCGUAGUCCUUAACUUAAUGGCCAUCCCUACAGUGCUCUCUAUUGUAUUUCAACUUAUUAUACCCUUCAGUGUCAGGGCGACAUUGAGUCUGCUCCCUUAUUUGUUAUUGUUAUGACUGAUUAAAGAUGAGAAGGCAUUGAAGCUUCAGCCAACACUGAA